AUGCACAUGAUCUUCCCUCGUUCAAUCCGAGUUCUACAAUCAAUCUCGAAAUCUCAAAACCCCCAAAAAUUCACUCCUUGCUGUCUUCGCGAUUUUUCACAAUCAACCUCAAUACCCAAAAAGCAACAACGAGUUCGAGACCAUGGAUACGAUAACUACAUGGAAAUCGAGAAAAAAAUACGCAAAGUCCUCAAAGUUCAAGAACUCAUCCUCUCUCAACCCAACUCCAUGGUUUCCUCUGCUCGUCUAGACAACCUCUCCCGCAGACUCGGCUUCAAACAAUUCGAAGCAGGUCGUUUCAUCCUCAAAUUCCCUCACAUUUUCGAUGUUUUUGAACACCCAGUUCAAAGAAUCCUUUAUUGCAGACUUACACGAAAAGCCCUAAUCCAAAUCCAACAAGAAAACGAAGCUCUAAUUAACCAAAUCGACCAUGCUGUCACCAGAUUAAGGAAGCUCCUAAUGCUAUCAAACACCGGACAACUAGGGCUUGACCAUGUUCGAAUUGCUAGCAGAGAGUUCGGACUUCCAGAUGACUUUGAAUUCUCGAUAAUUCUAAAACACCCACAAUUUUUCCGAUUGUUUGAAGAUAAAGAAAGCAAAACCAAGUACAUCGAGAUAGUAGAAAGAGAUCCAGAUUUAGCUGUUUGUGCUAUAGAGAAGAUCAGGGAAAAAGAAUACAGAGAAAAAGGUGGAGAUGCUGAAAACAUUAGAUUCUCAUUUCUUAUAAACUUUCCACCUGGUUUCAGAACUGGGAAGUAUUACAAGAUUGCUGUUUGGAAAUGGCAAAGGCUUCCUUAUUGGUCACCAUAUGAAGAUGUGUCUGGUUAUGAUAUGAGAUCACUUGAAGCUGAAAAGAGAAUGGAGAAGAGGGCGAUUGCAAUGAUUCAUGAGAUUUUGUCUUUAACUGUUGAGAAGAAGAUUAGUUUGGAGAGGAUUGCUCAUUUUAGGGUUACAAUGAAUCUGCCUAAAAAGCUUAAAGAUUUUCUUCUUCAACAUCAGGGUGUGUUUUAUAUAUCUACUAGAGGGAAUUAUGGGAAGCUUCAUACGAUUUUUCUUAGAGAGGCUUAUAAUAGAGGGGAGUUGAUUGAGCCUAAUGAGUUGUAUUUGGCUAGAAGGAAUUUGGCUAAAAUGAUUACUUUGAGGAGGCCUAAUAUGGAACGUCAGCUUGUUUAUUACAGGAGGGAAAGGGUGAGCAAUGAUUUGGAUGGAAUCAAUGAAGGGAAUGAAGGUACGGAAUCGGAAUCAGAAAUGGAAAGUGGUGGUGAGUCUUGUGACACUGAUGAAAGUUGA
This is a messenger RNA of Lactuca virosa, 1290 nucleotides long. NCBI's taxonomy places the organism in Eukaryota, Viridiplantae, Streptophyta, Magnoliopsida, Asterales, Asteraceae. The record is from the annotation of a GenBank genome assembly.